GUUGGUCCCACCAGCUAUUGAGUCCCUCAUUCAAGAACUGUGGUGUGUGUUUGCUGUUUCUGCAUUCUUAUAUGCAACUACGUAGAUAACUAACUGUUCAAAUAUGAACGCGCCACCGGCAUUCGAGUCAUUUCUGUUGUUUGAAGGGGAAAAGAAAAUCACAAUCAUCAAGGACACAAAAGUCCCUAACGCCUGCCUCUUCACGUUGAACAAAGAGGAUCACACGCUUGGUAACAUCAUCAGACAACAACUUCUGAAAGACCCCCAAGUGCUAUUUGCUGGCUACAAGGUCCCUCAUCCUCUGGAGCACAAGAUUGUGAUCCGUGUUCAGACCACACCAGACUAUAGUCCUCAGGAGGCUUUCACUAAUGCCAUCACUGACCUCAUCAGCGAGCUGUCCUUGUUGGAGGAGAGAUUCAGGGUUGCAAUUAAAGACAAGCAAGAAGGAAUUGAAUAAGGAUUGGUGCAUAAUGUUGGGAAAGAUGUCACUUUGAAGAUCACAUUUCAUUUAACCAGGAUUCUAUAAAAGGACUCUGUUUUGGACUUACCAUUACUGCCAUGCUAGGCACAGGCUCUGUAUACAAAGUACUGAAUGGCGUUUUGAGUGAGUUUUCAUUCUAGACCACGGUAACAUAUUUGCAAGAAUGGAUGUAAUUGUAUAUGUUAAAUAAUACUUUUUUUACACACUGAAACAUAAGGAAAUUGGUGAUUUGAAACAGAAUCUGAGAUCAUAAAGUGGAUUGGUUAAUUCAAAACAGAAUCACAUGUUGUUUUACUCAUUUGAAUUCAAUACUGUAGUUUGUUAGGUAUGUGCUGAAAGAUGACAAGCAUGGUUUAAAACUUUAUUUCAUGGAAAUAUUUUGCAUGAUAUCCAUUCCUGUUAAAUGCUUUAGUUUUACAAUGCCCGACAUGGUCCUUAUUUGGCCCUACAUUUUCUGAGAAUAAUAGUGAACAGUUAAGGUUUGUUUUUCAAUAAAUCAUUCUUGUAAUA
Salmo salar (Atlantic salmon) is the source of this 991-nucleotide messenger RNA. RefSeq names its product RNA polymerase II subunit J (gene polr2j). Gene Ontology annotation, molecular function: protein dimerization activity; DNA binding. Gene Ontology annotation, cellular component: RNA polymerase II, core complex. NCBI's taxonomy places the organism in Eukaryota, Metazoa, Chordata, Actinopteri, Salmoniformes, Salmonidae. The record is from RefSeq and is a predicted model, not a curated record. Gene Ontology annotation, biological process: transcription by RNA polymerase II.